Messenger RNA from Passer domesticus (house sparrow), 3587 nucleotides. Its product is annotated as chromosome partition protein Smc-like. NCBI's taxonomy places the organism in Eukaryota, Metazoa, Chordata, Aves, Passeriformes, Passeridae. The record is from RefSeq and is a predicted model, not a curated record. Bases 2427 to 3254 code for a protein of 275 amino acids. The transcript is spliced from 3 exons.
AGCAUAAGGCCAGGGAGGAGGUGCUGAGGGAGCUUUAGCCUGGACAAGGGGAGUCUCAUGAGGAACCUUCAGCUUUUCAUCAAUGCUUCCAAAUGUUUUAGUCACUUUCAGGUGUGACUUUUUGCCUUUUUUAUUUUUUUUAAUUUCUGAUUUUUGUUGUGCUUGGAGUGCAAGUCCAGUCACACUUUCUUUUCCUCCUUUCUGAGGCACAUUUCCUCAUUAUUUCUUGCCCUUUUAUGGUACUUGGACUGGAUCUGCUAGAAUUCUGAUUCCCUAGGUGUCACUUUUGGACAAUGGAAUGUUUUUGCUUGUGAACUCAUCCUUCGGUGCAGGCACCUUGGUGCAGAAGAAGCUGUUGUGGUUCCAGGGUAGACAGUAUGGCAUUACAGACCAGUUUGAGGUUAUCAGUGCCUGUGCCUUUUUGCAGCCCAGUGAAUCAGUGUGUGUUGUGUUUGGGAAUUUAGCAGGAUAUCAAUACCUUUGUAUUUUGCUGGUCCUGAGAGAUCAGAGGAGCUGGAAGGGGCUGGGCUUUAUGUCUUAUUACAGCCACUUUAGAGUUGUCAGUGUGGUCGAGUCCAAGAGAAGAACUUGCUCCAGCACAGAUGCGCAAAGAGUGCAGUUCCCAGUGCAAUGCUCUGGAUCAGAUCACUUUCCAUAAGGACGUACGCACUCCAGAUUCCCCAAGAGUGUGGUUUAUUGAAGCAACAGGACAGCAAUCUCAGGAUUGCUGCUGAGCAGGGCACUGGCUACCAAGUGUUGAUGUGUGCAGCAGCAGAGAGGAGAGUAAAGAGAGAUUGUAUCAGUGAGAUCUAUAUGUCUAUGUUUCUGUCUGUCUAUCUGUCUAUCUAUGUAACAUUUACAUAACUGAAUUUUCCCAGCUCUGGCACAAAGGAGUUGGAGGUGCAAAGCUCACCUAAAGCAUCCCUUUCAGGAGAGGAUUAGUGACAUGUUCUCUUGACCAAUUCCGAUCAGGCAGAGAUGUUUCCCCCUCCGGAUACGGUGGUUUUUUUCCCCUCAGAGCUGUUCACCUCCUCUGGCCUCUUCGGCCCAGAAGUCCCCAGUUAAAUCUUGAAAUUUCUGCCUGUCGUAGAGAGGUGGAACAAUUCCAUGGUUCAGGGGUGUUUGGUGACUCUGCUCAUACAUGCAUUACAUGACACACGGUUUCCUUCACUGGCAUCCCCAGGGGUGUGUAAGUGCAUUUGUUAAUGGGGCCUUAUGAGAGUCUCUGUUACUGCUGGUCACAAUUCUCAGCUGACAAAAGAGGGAGAAGAAACACCUUGGUCCUCUUCCAAAUACUGAGGUGGCCAUAGAGGCUCUGUGACCUCCAUCAGAGGAUCUUUGCAGGCAUUCUUAUCUCCUGAAUGACCAGGAUUUCUAACAAGAGUGUAGAUGUCAGAAAGGCAGGAAUGCUGGUGCAGGCCUGAGGAGAACGCGAACUGCAGAAGUGUCUCUCCCAAAGGGUGAGCUCAGCCAGGAAGCCACCUGCAGAGCCAGGAUGGAGCUGUGGGACAGGGCUGGGUGUCAGUCACUACUGAAAGACAAAGAGGACAUGGCAGGAGCAGAGGGAGGCCCUCACCAGAGCCUUGAGGAAUGCCACACCUUCCCUGUCAGCUGCCUGACAGGCUGUUGGAGCUUCAGUGCCAGAUGGCCCCUGAUUGUAGUGCCGGGGUCACUUUGGAAUCUGUGCCUCCCCAUGGGCAGAGAGUGACCCAGGAGAUAAGCACAGAGCUUUGGGAAUGUGUGAGCCUGUAGUAGUGUGUUAAUUUUUCUAAAUUUUUAUUGUAAUUUUCUGUAUGUAUUUUCCCCAUGGUUUUGCUCGGGUCUCCUACCUCUCUCUCUCCUGCAGUGUUGAUCUCCCCUCCAGUCACCCUGUUCCCCUCCCAGUUCUCAGUUGUAUCAUUGUUAGCCCCUCCCUGGUCCCCUGUCCGUCACCCGGUGGCCACCCCUUUUCUUCCAGAACUUUCAGUAAAGGCCAUCGAGGGAUUGGAUCAGAGGCCAGGGCUCCACCCCAGUUCUUCCCCCAUUGGAUUCCCAUUGUUGUCAAUUGUGUUGCUCCUCCCCUGUUCUUACCUACGAUUGGUCCUUGUCCCUAGUAUAUACUCUCCUGUCGGUCUCGGGUUAUUCGAGAUCCUCGGCGGUUGCCCUCCCUGAAUAAACCUACCCCGUUUACACCACCGUCGAGGCUCCGUCUUUUCUUCCUGCUGCGGGUUGCAGCCAUUCUACAACACCUUUGCUCUGCGGAUCCUCUGUCCCCAAGGCAAAAGCCUUAGGCGCUCUCCUCAGGAAGAAGCUGUUCCUGUGGGAGAGUGCCCCCAGUGCUGCUGGCGGUGCUGGCCGAGCUAGCCGGGACUUUGAUAAUUUGAGGAAGUCAGCCGCCGCCGCUGCAUGAGCCCAUCAGCCUUUGAGUCUUGGCCCUCAAAUAUCGUAUGGCAAGUCGAAACCAUCUUGUCUUGCUUUCUCUGCAAGUUCCUGUAGAGAAAAAGCAGGAGCAGAUGGCUUUAUCAGAGAUGCCAUGCCAGGCUCAGGGAGAGCUGUUCCCAGCUCGAGACCAGGAAGAGCAGCUCAGGAAGCGGGUGGAAGAGCCACAGCAGAAUGGCCAGAACAUCAAGGCAGAGCCAGAAGCAGAGCUGCCCGAAGCUCAGAGUGCCAUCAUGGCAGUGAAGAGGAGGAAGAAGGAAGACAUGAGAAGAAUUCAAGAGGAGAUUCAUCUCCACCAGCACAGGGGCGAUCAACAAAAACAUGUAAGUGGAAGAGUGGCAGCCACUCCACUCAUGAAACUUCCCAUGCAUUGUUGUUUACAGACCAUCAAGGAAGAUGUGCAGGCAGAGCUGCAGGAAUCUGAGGAUAGGAACAAGGCAAGGGUGAGGAGGCUGGAGGAAGAAAUGAAAAUUGUCAGAGAGGAAGUUAAUCCCCUCCUUCAGGCUCUACAAAAUCAAGUGCAAGUGUCGACAUCUCACCUGGCAGCCUGCAAAGACUUCCAGCAAACAAUGGGCAAUGAAGGGCCCCAAGGUUGGUGUGAGGCACAGGAACUGUCCCCACCAGAAGUGCGACAGGUUCAGCACACCAUGGGCUUUGGCAUUAAACCUGCUGCUGCAGCAGCAUUACCUGGAGGAAGAUAUACUGUUGAAUCUUGGAAGUCAAGUUCCAACGGUUCGUUCAUCACCAGUUCUGACAGCAGCAUGGCUGCUCCAAAACCAGAGAUUGAGAAGGGGUACCUGGAGAUUGUGGGUAUGUCUGGUGUAUUUCUUGCCUGAGGGACAGUGCACUCUGUGCAGGUGUCAGCAGAGCUGUACCAAAUGCUCCUCCUGACUUUGGUGUCCCACUGGGGACAUUCAGGACUCCCCAGAGGAAGUGCUGUGCUCCGAGGCAUUAAGAGAGCGCUCUGGGUGUUCCUGCUGCCUCUGAGGGCAGCUUGGACUGACUUGGCUUUGCCUGAGCUUCCCUCUCUGCUGAAGGCUGAAGCAGCGAUUGUUCUUGAACCAGAUGAAGUCUGUGAGCUAGCAAAUCAUCUGGACAAGUCCUGUGUGCCAGUGGCCAAACAGAACAGAAUCUUUAGCUUCCUAGAUUCUCCGUAGACUCCUGACUUC